AACAGUAUUUAUAUUCUCUCUUCCUCAGGAAACUGAGAUCAGCAGGAGGAGAAAGGAGUGUGAAGUUCUCGAGGAAGAGGUGAAGAAAAGGAGUCAGUCAUGUCAAACCCUGGAGAGUGAGCUCCAGCAUGCUUUGCAGGAGAAAGUGCGCGUGAAUCUCCAGUUGUUCAACGAUAUACAGAAAGCAGCAAAGUAUGAGCAGGUGAAAAGUGAGUAUGAACAGCUGCAGGAGGCUCUGUACACAGUGACAGUGGAGAGAGAUUGCGCUCUGUUGGAGAGAACUGAGCUCCAAGGCAAACUGGAGAACCUAGAGCAGGUGCUGAAGCAUAUGCGAGAGGCUGCAGAGAGGAGGCAGCAGCUAGAAUUAGAGCAUGAACAAGCCCUGGCCGUCCUCAGUGCCAAGCAGCAGGAGAUUGACCUUCUGCAGAAGGCUCAAGUUGAGGCUAAGAAGGAACACGAAGGUGCCGUCCAUCUGUUAGAGAAUCACUUGGACAGCAUGCAGCUGAGAAGUUUCCUUCGCACUAAGAGCACAAUGCAGUUUUUGGCUAAAGUGAGAGAAUUGGAGGAAAAAUGCCGGUCACAAAGUGAGCAGUUUAAUCUGCUGUCAAAAGAGUUGGAGAAGUUCAGGUUGCAGGCUGGGAAGUUAGACAUCCUAAGCAGCAGUCAGCUGGCAGGGAGCGACUCGACUGGCUCCCCCACCAAACCCCUCUCCCUCUCUCAGCUCCUCAACGGCCUCACUGCCCCCACAGGGAAAGGUAAUGAGGAUCCUAUGAGUAAGAUCUCAGAGCUCAUUCAGCCUCUGCAGAUGAGUGAGGGGGAGAAGGUAGAGCUCCUUUCUGUCAAACCCACUUUCCUCUCUCGCAGCACACCCUCAAGCCCACGUCGGACUUUUCUCUCAGAGGUGCGGCCUGUCAUCGCCUCUGCUAUGGACAAAGAAGUCACCUCGUCUCCAAGGUCUAAGUCCCGAUACACAGGCAAAGUGCGAUUGUGUGUUGCUCGCUACAAUUAUAAUCCUUAUGAUGGCCCUAAUGAGCACCCUGAGGCAGAGCUCCCCCUGGUGGCUGGGAAGUAUCUGUAUGUUUACGGGACCAUGGAUGAGGACGGAUUUUAUGAAGGGGAGUUGUUGGAUGGACAGCAGGGACUUGUCCCCUCCAACUUUGUGGAGUUCAUGCAGGAUGAGGAGCUUCCUUCGGUUCCUCUGUUGGAUCGCAUCAAGGAACCGUCCUACCUCAAUCACAGCCCCGCUUCUAUGCCGAGCAGCGCCGUGAGCACGCUGAGCACUUUGCUGUCGGAGAAGCUGGACGCCCUGGGCUCCUGUACGGGGACUGGCACCAGCAGCAGCAGCGGGGUGAGCAGCUUGGGCAUGAGCAUGGGGCUGGGCAUGGACUUCCUGGGACCAUGCAGCAACGGCACGGGCACGCUGGACGUGAACAUCGACGAGAUCGGAGAAGACGUUGUGCCUUAUCCCCGCCGCAUUACCUUGAUCAAGCAGCUGGCCAAGAGCGUGAUCAUAAGCUGGGACCCGCCAGUGGUGCUGCCCGGAUGGGCACCCAUCAACGGCUACAAUGUGCUGGUGGACCAGGAAGUGCGCAUGAGCGUGCCGUUUGGUGGUCGCACAAAAUCUUUGAUUGAGAAGCUGAACCUGACGUCCUGUACGCAUCGCAUCUCCGUUCAGAGCGUGACGGAUCGCGGACUCUCCGAUCCGCUGCGCUGCACCCUGCUGGUGGGGAAGGACGUGGUGGUGGCGCCCUAUUACCUCCGUGUGGAGAACAUCACGCAGGCGUCGGCAGAGCUCGUCUGGAUGCCAAGCAACAGUAACUACAGCCACACGAUCUUCCUGAACGACGGGGAGUAUGACGUGGUGAAGCCUGGAGGGUACAAAUACCAGUUUUACAACCUGAAACCCAUGACGGUUUAUAAGAUACGGGUGGUGGCCAGACCUCAUCAGAUGCCCUGGCAGCUGCCUCUCGAUCAGAGGGAGAAGAAGGAGGUCACGGUGGAGUUUUGCACACAACCGGCUGGUCCUCCGUUACCUCCUCAGGAAGUGCAGGUUCAGUUGGCACAGACUCCAGGAGUCUUACAGAUUCGCUGGAAGCCCCCUGCUCUUACACCUACUGGCACCUCCAAUGGAGCCAGCGUUUUAGGAUACAUAGUCUGCACUAAAGGUCAAAAGAUAGCAGAGAUAAUGUACCCCACAGCAGAUUUUGUUACGGUGGAACUGAACCGUAUCCAGUGUCUGGAAGCGCGGGAGGUCAUCGUGAGGACAAUAUCAGCACAAGGCGAGUCUCAGGACUCUCCCGUGGCCGUCAUUCCACACAACUUCCUGGUGCCUCAUUCCCAUUCGCACCUUCAGUCUCAUCCUCCACCUCACCCCCAGCCUCAUUCUCAAACACACCCACCCCCUUACCCGCAGGCCUACCCCACAACCCACCCGCAGCCACACUUACAACCUCAUUGUGUCCCGCCACCCCAACCGCCACACCCUCAACCCCUGCCCCCUCACCCCCAACCACAGCAUCACAUCCACCCCUCGCCUUCCUCUUACCCCAUGUCUAAACCCAAACUUCUACCAAGUGCCAGAGACCCACAUGCCAAAGAUCCAGAUAUGGGCAGGCGACUGGGACAGCCCUGGGAGCCACAUCCCCGGGCCCCAUCACCGUUACCGUCCCAAUCGCACCCGGGGCACACGCUGGAGCCCCCUCACAUAGAGGGUAGACGCUCCCCCUCCCCCCAGAGGAUAUUGCCGCAACCUCAGGGAGCGCCCAUUCCUAACACAGUGGCUCGUGCAAUGGCCCGACAAGCGGCACAGAGGAACCCCCCAAACAGGGUGGAGAGGAGGAACAUCUUUAGUGAUAGGGGUAAUGUUAUGCACUCAUUAAACUCCGAUGAGGAAGAAGACGGGUACGACUCCCCCCACAUUCGGCGAAGAGGAGCUUCUGUGGAUGAAUUUCUCCGAGGCUCAGAGCUGGGCAGACACCAUCCUCACUACAGUCACAGUGAAGAUUACUACACAGAGAGCAGUCGAGGCUCAGAUCUGUCUGACAUCAUGGAGGAGGACGAGGAGGAGCUGUACUCGGAGAUGCAGUUGGAAGAAGGACGACGGCGCAGCAUUAACUCGCACAACUCGCUUAAGGCGUAUUACAGGCGUCAGGACCUUGCUGUGGAACGGGACAAUUGGGACCUCCAGCGAGAGGUGGUACGACAGCGCUCCUUGCGCUCCCACAAGCGUCUCCAUAGCAUCCCGGAGGUGGCAGAGGAGGAUCCAGACACCGGGGUGGAAGUCAUGGGUCAGCGUCUGCGUUUCGAGGAAGCCCGUCCGGGCACUCCGUGCAUGAGCCCCCGGCCUUAUCGUCAGGACCCUCGGCAGCCGAACCAGCUCUCGCCUACCAAAUGCUCCCGCAGGCUGCAGAGGCAACGCUCCUCUCCGCGUUACACCUCCAUAGAUGAGAGGUCUCCUGGAGGUCCGUGCUGGAGCAGCAGUAGUAGCAGGCAAACCUCCAAGAGUCCGGACAGCGGAUUAGACUGCGGUAGCGAGGAGGAGGGCUCACUCGGAUACCGGUCCGGGUACCAUUCGUACACGGGAGGCAGCUCGCUGCGCGUGGGCUCUGGCCCCAACAUGCGGAUCAUCCACAGCGAGGGGCCGGCGGAGCGACGCGCUGUGGCCGCCUUCAGGAAAAGGACCCUGACUCGACAGUCUGGCGUGGAGGAGGACUUCCUGGAUGUCGUUCCGGAGCCGAGGAGCAUGCGGGAGUCGUACCAUCAUUACCACUAUUAUCCACAUCAUCACCAUCCUCAGCGCAGGUUCCGGAGCGAGGGCAGGCUAAGCGAGGUUGGCAGGACCUAUCACAGAGACAUUAGGGCCUACUCUGUUGCCAGGCUCAACAGGGCAAUGGAUGAACCCCUGAUUUUAGGGAACUCUCCCUCAACAGGAAGGUCGGAUCGCCUGGACCAUUCCGGCCGUAGGACGAGUCGCGGCUGCCCACCCCCUCAGAGAAGACCCAUCAACGUUCCUUCGAUCGAGAUCACGAUGGAGAAUAACAGUGAGGGGAACUUCUCAUCUAAGGACGAUGUUUACUAUUCCAGUGUAGGCCACCGCAAGAAAUGGCCCCCACAGCGAACACAGGACCGAUAUGAUGGAUAUGGAGGACGAGGACGGAGGUCUCCAGAUUACUACGAGUCAGAGCGAGAGGACCUGCCACGAUUAUUUGUGGCGAUGUUUGACUAUGACCCCCUGUCAAUGUCUCCCAACCCUGAUGCUGCUUUGGAGGAGCUUCCCUUUAAAGAGGGCCAGGUCAUAAAGGUGUUUGGAGAGAAGGACACGGAUGGAUUUUAUCGGGCGGAGAUCUGUGGCCGAAGGGGGCUCAUUCCCUGUAACAUGGUCUCAGAGAUCCAGACUGACGAUGAUGAAAUGAUCGACCAGCUUCUCAAACAGGGGUUUCUUCCUCUCAACACCCCUAUUGAGAAAUUAGUAAACUGUAAUAGGUUCAAAGAUGGCCGUUUAAUUAACCGCAGGUCACGGAAAUCCAAGAGAGAGAGGAACAAGAGGAGUGGAAGACAGCACCAGGUGUCGACGCGGAGGAUGGUGGCCCUGUAUGACUAUGACCCCAGAGAGAGCUCUCCAAACGUAGAUGUGGAGGCCCGCUAUGAGGGCAACUUACAGAGUGAGGAGGCUGAGCUGACGUUCUGCGCUGGUGAUGUCAUCACAGUGUUUGGGGAAAUUGAUGAAGAUGGCUUUUAUUAUGGAGAGCUUAAUGGACACAGGGGUCUGGUCCCCUCCAACUUUCUCGAAGAAGUGCCUGAUGACGUAGAGGUUUACCUCACCAACACCCCAAGCCGUCACCCCCAGGACCACCACCCCUCCAGGACGAAAAGCAAAAGGGUACCCGUGGAAAAAGCGGGCCCUCCCGGAAGAAGUGCCACCCCCACAGUGCGCCCACAAACCCAGGGGCCCGGCUGUCCCAUCCGGCGCCCCCGAGCUGACACUAAGAAAACAGGACUGCUAUCCAAGGGAAAGAAUCUAUUGAAAAUGCUUGGUGCUGUUAAAUAGCUUCCUCCUUUUACGUGGGUUAAGGAUGUUCGGAUUACAGAUAAAUGAUCCGAGAAGGGAAAAAGGAAAAUUAUGUUGAUCCUAUGUAUGCUGGUUCUGGAAGACAUGGAGUCAGUAUGGAAAAGUGAUGGAAACUAGUAACCUGUUUGUUUAUUAAACGCACAGACACCCAAGGUUUUGAAUAUAUAAUAGAUAUUCUUGGUCAAUUUCAUGUAAUGUUUAAUGAAAGGGAAGGAGAGAACUAAAAGUAUUUAUUUCAAAUAAAGAGACAUACAUUAUUUUAUUAUAAAUUAUUACAUUUAUUUUUAUUAAAGUAUAUUUAUUUCUCAAAUCCAGAGUUGUGAGGAGAACAAGAUAAACUAGCACAAUAUUUUAUAAAUGAGCACAAACAUUGACCAGACACAGCUUAUAUUUGUACAUGAGGGAAACGGAUAUGCUCUGCAAUUUUUCACUGUAUUUUUUGUCCUUAAAAGUCAUAGUGGAAGCAUAUAUGCCUUAUACAAUGCACAAUGGUUUGUGUUCGUGUCCAGUCAUUUGAUUGAUAAUUGUCUGUUUGUGUUGUGUGUAGUCACGUCAAUGCUUUACUUCUCAUCAAAAAAGUGUAUUUGCAAAGUGUCGUCUUGUUGUAAAUCUCACCAGCGAGAUGUUGUGUCAAACGUAGGAAGUGAAGGACGCUCAGCUUGCUUUAAACACUUUCCACUUAAUUUGCACAAUUUAACCGUCAAUUCAUUUUUAAUUUUGACUCAAUGGGCUCAAUAAUGGAUAAGCAUGUUUCUAAGUGAACACGAUCGCACAUGUUCUGUACUUGAAUGAUGAGAAAUUGUGAAUGUAUGGCCAAGUUAAACCUUCUGCAGGCUCUAAAACAUGAAUCUUUUUGGUCCAAUCUGUACUGUAUUUCUUCUCCACACACAUUUGUUUGUCUUUUGUCGCUUGUUCUCUAUGCCCAAAAUGAACAUGCAAGUGGAUUGGACUGAAACUGCCAAAAAACAGGAAUGUAUGAGAAACAUUCUGUAUAUGUUGUACAAUUUACAGCCAAAUCACAGGCAUUUUAUUUCAUUAGAACAACUGUAUGUUUUUUGCACAGUAGUCAAAUUGAAUCAUAACACGUGUUAUAGAGCAUCGCUUCUUCAUGUUUGAGUGACUGCUGCUCUUUUUGUACUUUUUGUCCAUUUGUACAUUCUUUUUAAAUGUUUAUACUUGCUUUUCAGACUGCCUUUUUUGUACAUCAGACUUUAUAAUCGGACAGUGCAAGCUUUCCUCAUGGUGUCUUCAAACCAUAAUGUUUUCAAGUCUGCAAUUGUGUGCUAGCUUUAUGAAAAAGAAUUAUAAGCCUAUAUUGGUGGUUAUCAAAUAUUGUGUGAGUGUGCAUGUGCAGUUUUAUAUCAAAAUAAAUUUGAUAUUUUAUACA
Messenger RNA from Misgurnus anguillicaudatus (oriental weatherfish), 6455 nucleotides. Lineage: Eukaryota; Metazoa; Chordata; Actinopteri; Cypriniformes; Cobitidae. The record is from RefSeq and is a predicted model, not a curated record.